AUGAAUAUAAAGACCAUCGAUGAUGUAAUAUAUAAAGUUCAUAAUAUAAAAGUUUUAAACAAAAAUGAUAAGAAGGCAAAAGCGAUUUUAAGCCGAGCUGCCGAGCAAGUUCUGCCCAUAAUGAAGAAGCGAAGAUUUCGCGUGGAAUUACUCUCAGAAUUUUUACCAAAAAACCCCAAUUUGUUGGGGCUCAAUAUUGUAAAAAAGUCAGAAAUAAAGAUACGACUACGUAAAACCAAAGGAGGAGAGAUAUUUCAUUUUAAUGACAUUAUGGGGACACUUCUUCAUGAACUUGUACAUAUAGUUCAUAGUCGACAUGAUAAAUCUUUUUAUGAGUUACUAGACAAAAUAACUUGGGAGUAUAACGAGUUAUAUGUAUAUAAUAAGAAGGGUAUAUCUGGAGGAGAUAAGGUUAGUACUAAUAUAAUUAAAUAUAAUUUGGGUAGAAAUAAUAUAAUGAAAGAUAAUAUAAUUCUGGAUAUUACAAAAAUGAAUAAUGUAAUUAGUAUUUGUGAAGAGAAUCCUAAGUUUAUGGCUGCUCAAGCCGCAGAAAAAAGACUGCUUAAUAAUUUUAUGAAUAAUCAAGGAGAGAUUGUGAAUGCAUCCCUUUUAAGUUGUUUAACUAAAGAACAACGUGAAAAUUUAUUAAAUAAUAGAAAAAAAUAUGAUGAUAUAAUUUGUUGUUUAGAUAAUGAUAUUAUUUUAAUCGAUACAAUCUCUGAUACAUAUGAUAAGGAAUAUGAUCAUAAAAGUAUGGUUUCUCAAAAGAAAAGUGAUAAUGUAUCAUUUUUAGAAAAUACAAAAGAUAAUAUAAAUAAUAAUAUUGAUUAUACUUACAUGCAACAUUUAAAUGAUAAUGAACGAAAACAAGAAAAAAAAGAAAAUGAACUUAUGAUUACACAAAAUUAUAAUAACCAAUUCGAAGGAAAACCAAAUGUUAUAGAAAUAUUGACACCAGAUAUAAAAAAAAAAAAGAAUAAAAGAAAGAACUUAAUUGAAUCAAAUAAUGGCAUUUUUGAUCUUUCACAAAAUGAUGGAGAUGAUAACUCUCAGGUUUUAAAAAGAAAAAAGGGUAACCAAAAAGACAUGAAAAGUGAUAAAAAUGAUGAGGUCAUUUUUUUAAAAUGA
Plasmodium falciparum 3D7 is the source of this 1128-nucleotide messenger RNA. Its product is annotated as Wss1p-like metalloprotease. NCBI's taxonomy places the organism in Eukaryota, Apicomplexa, Aconoidasida, Haemosporida, Plasmodiidae. The record is from RefSeq and is a predicted model, not a curated record.